Messenger RNA from Bactrocera tryoni, 2013 nucleotides. RefSeq names its product UDP-glucosyltransferase 2-like. The record is from RefSeq and is a predicted model, not a curated record. Bases 367 to 1959 code for a protein of 530 amino acids. Lineage: Eukaryota; Metazoa; Arthropoda; Insecta; Diptera; Tephritidae. The transcript has 4 exons. Gene Ontology annotation, molecular function: UDP-glycosyltransferase activity.
GAUUACGAAUGCAUAUUUUGUAUAAUUUUGAGGGAAGAGCAAUUCAGUGCGUUUUGUAGUCAGUGAUUGAGUAGACAGCGGGGCCAACGCAUCCCAGAAGACGACAGCUAAGGCAAUUUGACUUAUUUGGCUUCACCAAAAGCUCUCUUGCCGGCAUUCUUUUUUACACGUGUUACCAUAUUCUGGUUGAAAUAAAUUGAUUUUCAUUAGAUAUAUGUACAUACAUAUAUGCAUACAUAAUAUACAGUUACUCGGUGUAAAUUCUUUCGGAAAAUUCUUUAAAAGUCAACAAAAGUUAUAUAACAUCGAUGAUAUAGUGAUAAUAUAGUGUGUGAAUACGUGAAAACCGCAAACCGUAGUACAAAUAUGGCCAAAUCGAUGUUAUUGAUUUAUUUUUUGCUGGCUCUAGCGGGGUCUCCGACAAAAAUCGUUGCUGGCGCUCGCAUACUCGGCAUAUUUCCCCACUUUGGCUACAGUCAUUUUAAGGUAUUUUUCCCCCUAUUGCGCACAUUGGCGGAGCAUGGUCAUCAUGUCACCGUGGUCACACAUAUUCAAGCGCCCGCUAAUACCACCACCAACUAUGAAGAAUUAUUGUUAGGAGGUCAAAAAUCCACAAAUAUCCUGACUUUCGAUCAUGUACUACCGCGACGUCCGUUACACUAUCUUAUAUUGGAAGCAGAGAUUUUGCAUAAAGAGGGACAGAAAACCUGUGAACUUUUCUAUAAGAGCGGUCAUAUCGAAACGAUACUGAAAAAACACGAACAGGAACCAUUCGAUUUGGUUAUCACCGAGUACUUCAAUUCGGACUGCCAGUUGGGUAUACCAUAUCUGCUGGAAGUGCCGAUAGUGGGUUUAAGUAGUUGUUUACUAAUGCCUUAUUUCUACGAUCGUAUUGCCUUGCCUGAUUUCCCCUCUCACGUACAAUCUGAAUUUGUCGGCUUCCCGGAAGAGUUGAACUGGCAUGAACGUCUACUGAAUUUCGUGCAAGCGAAUGUAAUCAAGAAGCUUUAUCGUUACCGCACAAAUUAUUACGAUCGCAAAGUGAUCAACAAAUAUCUAAAUGUGGAUUUCGAUGUUGAUGAUUAUGCCAAGCGUAGCACCAGCUUAAUUUUGGUCAAUCAACAUUACACCCUACACGGUAAUAAACCGUUAACUUCGCAAUUAAUCGAAAUGGGUGGCAUACAUAUUGAUGAGACAGCACUAAAAGCGAAAUUACCAGAUGAAAUUGAGAAAUUCUUAAAAAAUUCACCUGCCGAAGGUGUGCUAUUCUUUAGCUGGGGUUCUUUGGUACGUUCGUCUAGCAUGCCCAGUGAGAAAGUGCAAACGAUAGUCAAAGUACUCGAACAACAGCCUUUCAAUGUAAUUUGGAAGUGGGAGACCGACGAAGUGCCAACGAAAAGUAAGAAGUUCCUCUUCGUCAAAUGGGCGCCACAAUUCAGUCUGAUCUGUCAUCCCAAGGUGAAACUAUUUUGGGGGCAUGGUGGCCUACUCGGCACCACUGAGAAUAUAUAUUGUGGCAAACCGUUAAUUGUCACACCGCUCUACGGCGAUCAAAGCGUCAACGCAUACGCGGUCCAAAACCGCGGCGUGGGCUCCAUACUAUUCUUCGACGAUAUUAAUGAAAAGAACUUAAUAGCGACGCUUAAAGAGAUGUGCCGCAAGAGUUAUGCUGAGAAUGCUGUCGUGCUGUCGCACUUAUUCCGCAAUCGAGACAUGAAACCGCUGGACAGAGCCGUGUGGUGGGUGGAAAAUUUGUUGCAGGAGAACGGCAAAGCUGCGCAUAAAUUGCUGCAGACAAAGGCGGUAAAGCUAAAUUGGUUCGUCUAUUACUCACUGGACAGUGUGUCGAUUAUUUUGUUCGGUUUGGCGUUGUUCAUCUUCAUUGCGCGCGCGAUUUUGCGACGCUUGUGUGGCCUUUUCAAAGGCGGCAAACAAACUGGCAAAGUGAAAACUAAAUAAUUGCACUAAAUAUAGAUAUUGCUGAAAAUAAAAUUUUUGUUUUAUAUUAAUGUA